Molecule: messenger RNA, 1951 nt
Organism: Zophobas morio
Lineage: Eukaryota; Metazoa; Arthropoda; Insecta; Coleoptera; Tenebrionidae
Product: pescadillo homolog
Exons: 2
Coding region: 87-1838 (583 amino acids)
Biological process (GO): ribosome biogenesis; maturation of LSU-rRNA from tricistronic rRNA transcript (SSU-rRNA, 5.8S rRNA, LSU-rRNA)
Cellular component (GO): PeBoW complex; nucleolus
Molecular function (GO): RNA binding
Source: RefSeq, a predicted model, not a curated record
AGUGGAGCACGUUGACGUUUUUAACCGAGGUAAUUUAACCUCAAGUUCACGUGUUCCUAUUUUUGCGAUUGAAUAAGCUACGAAAAAUGGUUGCAAAAAGGAAAAAGAAGUAUGCGUCAGGCGAAGGCGCCCACUUCAUGACCAGAAAAGCCGCCCUUAAGAAACUCCAACUCUCCCUUAACGACUUCCGAAGACUAUGUAUCCUGAAGGGAAUCUACCCCCGCGAGCCUCGUAACAGAAAAAGGGCGCAAAAAGGCCAAGCCGGAAUCAAAACCCUCUACCACGUCAAAGACAUCCAAUUCCUCAUGCACGAGCCCAUCAUUUGGAGACUCCGCGACUACAAAAUUUUCAACAAGAAAGUAGGCCGAGCUCGCGCUGUUAAAGACUUCGAAUCUUUGAAAAAAUAUCUAAAUAAUCAUCCGACGUUGAAGUUGGAUCAUAUAGUGAAGGAGCGAUACCCGACAUUUUUGGACGCUUUACGCGACUUGGACGACUGUUUAACACUCUGUUUUCUGUUCAGUACGUUCCCUUCGAUUGCGCACGUCCCCCGAGAUCAAAGCGCUCUGUGUCGAAGACUAACUAUUGAAUUUUUACACGCAGUGAUUGAAGCUAAAGCGUUACGCAAAGUCUUUGUUUCAAUCAAAGGCUACUAUUAUCAAGCGGAGAUUAAAGGUGAGACCAUCACGUGGAUCGUUCCACAUCAUUUCUCAUUCGAGCCGCAAAGUCGAGCUGAAGUUGAUUUUAAACUAAUGUCGACUUUUGUUGAAUUUUACACAGUGAUGUUAGGAUUCAUCAAUUUUCGACUUUAUCACUCUUUGAAUUUAUUUUAUCCGCCGAAGUUUUCCGUUGUUAGUCAAAACGAUGACGAGAAAUCAAUUGUUGAUGAAGAGGUUUUUGUCUCGGAACGCGUGGCGGCUUUAAAUUUCCCAGUUUCAAAAACGAGUAGUGGCGAAGAGGAAGAAGAAGUUGAAAUUGACACUUUUAGUACGGAAGACACACCAGAGAAAAUCGAAGAAGCUAAAAUUGAAGCGGAAAAAAUUAAAAAUUUGAAAGGUUUGUUCAAGGGGUUGAAGUUCUUUAUAAAUCGUGAAGUUCCAAGGGAGCCUUUGGUUUUUAUUAUACGUUGCUUUGGGGGCGAAGUUUCGUGGGAUAAGUUACUUUUUGUGGGGGCGUCGUUUGAUGAAAAUGACGAAUCCGUUACGCAUCAAAUUGCUGAUAGACCGUCUAUGGACAAACAGUUUAUUUCAAGAUAUUAUAUUCAACCUCAGUGGGUUUUUGAUAGCGUGAAUGCCCGUCAGCUCCUUCCUGUUAAUAAAUAUUUCAUGGGGGAGGUUUUGCCGCCGCAUUUAUCACCAUUUAUUGAUAAAAGUAGGGAUCAGCAGUAUAUUCCUCCAGAAGAAAAAGCGUUGUAUGAUCCGGAAGCACUGGAAGAGUUGCAUAAGAAACAGGAAACGGAUGAUGAAUCUGAGGAAGAAGAGCAGGAAGACGAGAAAUUAGAAGCGGAAGAUUCUGAGAAAGUAGAUGAGGAUGAAGAAGACACAGAAGAUGAAGAGGAGGAGGAGGAAGGUGAAAGUACUAAAAAGAAAAAACUGAAAGUAACACCUGGCGAAGUUUACAAAGAAGUCCCGUGGGAGAAGAGCAAACAAGAAAGACAAGAGUACAAACUCAGAGAGAAACUAGUUAAGAACAAACAUAGAAAACUGUACAAGAGUAUGAUGGCUGGACGCCAACAAAGAGCAAAGGAAAUUUGGCUGCUGAGGAAAAAACGGCGACUACACGAAGAGAAACAAAAGGAAGAACGGAAAAAGAAAAAGAAGGUGGAAAAACAAACCACUUGAUGUGUUGCAACGAAAUUUUUUUAUAAAGUACAUAAAAUAAUUUUAUGGUUUUAAGUUAUACAAUAAAUAGGAAUAUGGUUGUUUUAAAAUAUACACUUUAUAAUACAUACGAA